AGCCGCCACGCCCAGCGGCACCCCUAUCUAGUGAUAAGCAACCUUCAACUUUGGAAGAAGCAUCUGGCUUGCGGAUACUGUCGGUUAUCCUUGGAAUUUAUCCAGUUUAGGAAAACAAGUGAGCAGCUAACCCUCCACUGCCGGCUCACGACACCGGGAGAAAGUGGGUAAAAGAUAGUCGCGGCCACACAUCGCUUGCGGGCUGCGCGAAGCAGAACUAGGAAGCUUUGCUCGGGUCUGGACUUCGUCCCUCCCAGAUCUCUGAGCGAGCAAGCACUGCAGCCCGAGCCAAUUGCGAAAGACCAACAAAGCCCAGCCCAGCGGAAGGAACGGUUUCGGAGUUGUUUUUCUUUGAUAGGGGAGCUCUUCCUUGCUCUCGCCCCUACUCUUUCUGGUGUUAGAUCGAGCAACCCUCUAAAAGCAGUUUAGAGUGGUUGGAAAAGACACACCAAACGCUCCCAGCAACAAAAAGGAUGAAAUUCCUUCUGGACCUCCUCCUGCUUCUCCCCUUACUCAUCGUCUGCUGCCUAGAGUCCUUCGUGAAGCUUUUUAUUCCUAAGAGGAGAAAAUCAGUCGCCGGCGAAAUCGUGCUAAUUACAGGAGCUGGGCAUGGAAUUGGGAGACUGACUGCCUAUGAAUUUGCUAAACUUAAAAGCAAGCUGGUUCUCUGGGAUAUAAAUAAGCAUGGACUGGAGGAAACAGCCGCCAAAUGCAAGGGACUGGGUGCCAAGGUUUAUACCUUUGUGGUAGACUGCAGCAACCGAGAAGAUAUUUACAGCUCUGCAAAGAAGGUGAAGGCAGAAAUUGGAGAUGUUAGUAUUUUAGUAAAUAAUGCUGGUGUGGUCUAUACAUCAGAUUUAUUUGCUACACAAGAUGCUCAGAUUGAAAAGACUUUUGAAGUUAAUGUACUUGCACAUUUCUGGGCAGACAUUUCAGAAUUCUGGAAUUAUUUUGUAAACUCUCUCUUUAUUUUCAGUUCAAGCAAGUUUUCUGCUGUUGGAUUUCAUAAAGCUUUGACAGAUGAGCUGGCUGCCUUGCAAAUAACUGGAGUCAAAACCACAUGCCUCUGUCCUAAUUUUGUAAACACUGGCUUCAUCAAAAAUCCAAGUACAAGUUUAGGACCCGCUCUGGAACCUGAGGAAGUGGUAAACAGGCUGAUGAAUGGGAUUCUGACUGAGCAGAAAAUGAUUUUUAUUCCAUCUUCUAUAGCUUUUUUAACAAUAUUGGAAAGGAUCCUUCCGGAGCGCUUCCUGGCAGUUUUAAAAAGAAAAAUCAAUAUUAAGUUUGAUGCAGUUAUUGGAUAUAAAAUGAGAGCGCAAUAAGUGCCUAGUUUUCUGAAAACUGAUUUACCAAGUUUAGGUUGAUUCAUCUAAUAGUGUCAGAAUUUUAAUGUUUGAACUUUUGUUUUUUCUAAUUAUCCCCAUUUCUCCAAUAUCACCUUUGAGGCUUUGGCAGUCUUCAUUUACUACCACUUGUUCUUCAGCUAAAAGCUGACUACAUAUGAUAUAAACCGAGAAAUACCUUUAGAGGUGACUUUAAGGAAAAUGAAGAAAAAGAACCAAAAUGACUUUAUUAAAAUAAUUUCUAAGACUAUUUGUGGCUCACCUGAAGGCUUUGCAACAUUUCUACCAUAACUGUUUAUUUAAUAUAUAUUUUUAUUUUUGAUUGCACUUAAAUUUUGUGGGAUUUGUGUUUCUUUUUCUGUUCUACAUAAAAUCAGAAACUUCAAGCUCUCUAAAUAUAAUGAAGGACUAUAUCUAGUGGCAUUUCACAAUGAAUAUCAUGAGCUCUCAAUGAGUAAGUUUCAUCCUACCCAUUACCACUCUGUUUCCUGAGAGAUACCUCACAUUCCAAUGCCAGACAUUUCUGCACAGGGAAGCUAGAGGUGGAUACACAUAUUGCAGGUAUAAAAGCAUCAUUGGGAUUUAAGGAGAAUUGAGAGAAUGUAUCCACAAAUGGCAGCAAUAAUAAAUGGAUCACACUUAAA
This is a messenger RNA of Mandrillus leucophaeus (drill), 1987 nucleotides long. RefSeq names its product hydroxysteroid (17-beta) dehydrogenase 11 (gene HSD17B11). The record is from RefSeq and is a predicted model, not a curated record. Gene Ontology annotation, cellular component: lipid droplet. Gene Ontology annotation, molecular function: oxidoreductase activity, acting on the CH-OH group of donors, NAD or NADP as acceptor. The transcript has 6 exons. The coding region runs from base 474 to 1322 and encodes 282 amino acids. NCBI's taxonomy places the organism in Eukaryota, Metazoa, Chordata, Mammalia, Primates, Cercopithecidae.